CAACGCAGAGAAACGCCAUUUCUAAACCAGCCAGCGAGAGUGAAAGAAGCUCUUCGCCAGGCUGCAAAUCUUACGCUAGUCCUUCACCCUAUGGCACCUCUACUGAGGAAACGUCAAGCUAACAGGCCAAUGGUGGCCCUUCUCCUCUUUCUAUGCGCUUCCGAGGCUGACACUGGCACAGUGCGGUAUUCGGUGGCUGAAGAGAUGGAGAGCGAUUCUUUUGUGGCCAAUGUAGCCAAGGACUUGGGACUGGAGGCCGGGGAGCUGUUGGCCAGAGGGGCACGACUGGUUUCAGAUGACAGCAAGCAACAUUUUCGGCUUCAUCGCAAGACCGGAGAUCUGUUUGUGAAAGAGAAGUUGGACCGGGAGGAACUGUGCGGGAAAGCGGACCCAUGUGUGCUGCGCUUUGAAAUCGUGCUGGAGGAGCCGCUGCAGUCCUUCCGGGCCGAGGUAAGGGUUUUUGAUAUCAAUGACAAUGCCCCAAUGUUCCCAAACCACGGGCCGGUUUUAAAGAUCCCUGAAAGCACUCCCCUGGGCUCUCGGUUUCCUUUGCAGAGUGCCCAGGAUUUGGAUGUGGGGCUCAAUGGCCUUCAAAAUUAUACUCUGAGCGCCAACGCCUAUUUCCACUUGCAUACUCGUUUCCGCAGCCACGGUCCCAAGUAUGCGGAACUAGUACUAAUUAAACCCCUAGAUCGUGAGGAACAACCCCAGGUCUGCUUAACCCUUACAGCAGUGGAUGGCGGAUCCCCGGCUAAGUCUGGAACAGCUCAGAUCCUCAUCGUGGUUCUUGACGUCAACGACAAUGUCCCUCAGUUUUCUCGGCUGGUGUACCGUGCCCAGAUCUUGGAGAAUAGUCCCAAUGGUUCGUUAGUCACUUCAGUGUCCGCUACUGACUUAGACGAGGGCACCAACAGGGAAAUAGUCUAUUCUUUGGCUCAAAACCCAGAAGGAAUUCUCCAGACUUUCCAUAUCAACUUUGAAAAUGGAGAAAUCCGACUCAGGGGACCGGUGGAUUUUGAAGCUAUUGAGAACUAUGAUAUUGACGUUCAAGCCAUUGAUGGUGGAGGACUGUCUGCUCACAGCAAGGUCUUGGUGGAAGUGAUGGACGUGAACGACAAUGCCCCGGAUGUAUUGAUAACCUCUAUUUCAAACCGGAUCCCAGAGGACUCCCCACUCAACACCGUUGUGGCCCUUUUUGGUGUGCGAGACCGUGACAUUAGAGUAGGAGGGAAAAUCACCUGUUUUAUUCAAGGCGAUCUUCCAUUUACCAUCAAACAAACAUUCAGAAAUUCCUAUUCCCUAGUCACUGGAGGAACCCUUGAUCGGGAGAAAGUCGCUGGAUAUAACCUGACCAUUGUGGCUAUGGAUUCAGGAACUCCUAGGCUGUCCUCAGAGACGAUCAUCGAAGUAGUGAUAUCCGACAUUAAUGACAAUCCCCCUGUGUUUAAGGAGGCGUCUUAUACCAUGACUGUCAGAGAGAACAACAGCCCCGCAGUUUUUAUUGGCAAAGUCCAAGCGGAGGACCUGGAUUCCGAGGAGAAUGCCCAGAUUACUUAUUCACUGCUUCCUCCCGAAAGUGGCGAUCUCUCUGUCUUCUCCUAUAUCUCCAUCAAUUCAAACAAUGGGAAACUCUAUGCUCUGAGAUCCAUGGACUAUGAAGCGAUCCAGGCUUUUCAGUUCGUGGUGAAGGCUGUAAACGGUGGGCCUCUGCCUCUGAGCAGCCAAAUCAUUGUCCGAGUAGUUGUCUUGGAUGUCAACGACAACCUCCCAAUGAUCUUGUAUCCUCUGCAAAACAGCACUUCUCCUUGCAAUGACCUGGUGCCCAGAGUAGCAGAAGUGGGUUACUUGGUAACCAAGGUAGUCGCUGUAGAUGGAGAUUCUGGUCAGAAUUCUUGGCUUUCUUAUGAGCUGCUCAAGGCCACAGACCUUGGGCUGUUUUCCGUGGGACGGCAAAGCGGAGAAAUUCGAACCCUGAGGCUGAUAUCCGAGAGAGACUCCAUGAAGCAAAAAAUGGUCAUUGCAGUUCGGGAUCACGGUCAGCCUAGCCUCUCCACCACCGCCACAUUGAAUAUUCUGCUGGUGGACGGCUUUUCUGAUCCCUAUGUACAACUUCGGGAUCAUUCCAAACGUGAGAGGAAGACAAACCCCUCCACUAAAUACCUGGUUAUUUCCUUGGCUGUGCUUUCCUCUCUCUUUCUAUUUUCAGUCACUGUAAUUUUUCUUAUUCACAUAUAUCAGAAGAUCAAAUAUCGAGAAAAACAGUUUACUACCUCUGAGCACUUCUACUAUGACUGCAAUUUCCCUAAUAAUUUGAUGGAUGGGCAAAGCAGAGAGACUCUGGGCCGGGUUUGUCCUUACGAAGUGGGCUCCGCUACAGGCACUAGUAAUAGUGAGUUUCGGUUUCUCAAACGAUUCAUGCCCAACUUCCCAGCUCCGUCUGGUGUGGAAGAAAGAAAUAAGGAAGAAACUAGAUCUCAUUUACCAUCCAGUUUGGAUCUGGAUAGCCCAAGGUCAGAAGACUGCCCCCGAAUGUCUGAUGAAUAUAUGUAAGUCUUGUUCCUAGCCACGUGGGAACGUAGAUUGUGGAAAUCAUACUCUGUUAGACUUAACCACAUCCUAUGUGAAGCCUAGGUCCUUAGGCCCUACAAAGGGCAAUCCUAGAGUAGGUCUUGGAAGUGACCAUAACAAGUGGUUUUGGCAGUACAUCAAAAAGAUGAUUAUUCCAAUCUUCCAAUAGCUGGAAUCCCAUUAAGGAAGUGAAUUAGUAGCUGAAUGGUUUGUAUAUAUCAGAGAACUAGGAUCCUUCAACUUUCUUCUGCUUCUUGAGAUGGGCUUAUUAAUUAGUGAUUCCUUCAUUUGUGCACAACCUGGAAAGAGAUCAGUUCCAUCUCCACUGACUCCAUGAAAACACCCCAAUCCUUAACUUAAAUUCUUCAAAUGUCUCCACAAGUUGGCCAUAUCAAGGGCAAAAGAUUCUCAACCCCUGAUGGCCUAUUCAUAAUUCUCCAGCUGUCACCUUUCUGUGGGUAGUUAAGAAAAGUUGGAGAAGAGCCUUCUGUUAUGUAGGAUCCCCCUCUCCAGAAUAAAAAAUGAUAAUCAGAAAAUCAAUGGCAUGUUUGCGCUUAUCCAGACAUCUCUGGAUUUAGCCAUGAGACAAUUUCUAUCUAGUGGAUUCUGUUACCCACAGUAAUCAGGGAUAAAAAAUGUUAAAAAUCUGAUGGUUAGUAGAUAUCCAAGGAAGAAAUCUCUGAAACAAUAAUGAAAAGCAAAAUGAAAAAGUGUCAAAAGUAGUAAGAAGUUACCUAUGGCUUAAGUUGUACAGCACAAAUUUCUGCAGUACUAAAUUGAAGUCAUCUUCCUUGACAAGAUUAACCCACACUGUAUCAUCUCAGUUCUCCAUCUCUUAAUUGCAGAACUGGUCUUCCUGUGUUCAGAUAUUCAGAAGAUGUCGCCUUGAAAAAAACUGGAAUUUUUUUCCCUUUAGAGACUGUUUUGUUAAUUUUCUUACAAUCUCACACUUCAGGAAAUCAUUUUAGGAUGCAAAUAGAGGCAAAAGGUGCCAAUUAAAUUACAUAAAACCAGCAGAAAAAUGACACCAUGUGGCCAACUGUCCUGUUAAAAAUAGAUUCAAGUUGAGGUAGAUGUUGGUAAGUGGGGCUCUAUUUUCUCAAAGAACAGAUGGGUAUAUGUCUGUUUACUCAAGAGAACUUGAAGAAUGAAAUCUGUAGGUAUUGAAAAAUUACAGAAUAUUUGAACUAAUUGUAUUUCAAAAUCUACAUAAAACAAAGCCUCUCUGGGGAAAUUCAUUUUUAAAAGCAUCAUUCUGAAACUAGUUCUUGAAUUUAACCAAUGUGCCAGGCCCAGGCAUUAGGUGAGCAGAGCAUUCUGCAGAAGAUUGUUUCCAUGGCAAAGGCCAUGUAUAUCUCCACUUUCUUUUUCUCAGGUAUGUGCACAUUUAGUCAGGGUGAAUUUUUAAGCGAUUUGAGGUCCAUACCAAUUGCUUACCAUCAAGGUAGUUUGAACAGUCAGAUCUUUGGAGGGAGAUAAAACUCCAUUCUGGUUAAGUCUGCAGUUCUCUUGGAAGAUAUAGUAAAUUUUCUGAAAAUGCUUAUAGAUAAUAUUUUUUAAAGCAGAUGAAUGGAAAGACCUAGAUCUUAUUCUUAUUUCCAAUACUUCUUAACCAUGUCACAAAUGUCAUGUCUCUCUGUUUUCUUACCUGCAAAAUUGACCAAAUACUGAUUUUAUUUCAUGAGAUUAUUGUGGGAUAAGGACUGUCUAGAUAUUAACCAUGAUGAUAACAAGGUGGUAAAUUGUAUGACCUUCAAAGAUCCAGGUCCUCCUCCACACCAUGAUGUAGCACCAUAGGACAAAUUUGACAGAGGACCAAAUAAACACUCCAUUAUGAAUUAAAUUGGUAUGAAAGGCAUAUAAAAUAGGAUACAUGCUUCUUGCUCAUUUCCUUGGAGAUAUCAAUGUUCAUAAUUCUUACUUAAAAUUAGGAGGAUGGGGAAGACUGUCCUUUCUUUUUCUGUGAAAGUUUUCUUCCUCUUCUAUAAUUAGUUCAGUGGCCCUGAUAUUUAUUUUUAAGCCUUGUUUCCCUGUCUUUGAACUCCCUGAGACAAAAUGGAAACUGUUUAGGUUUCCUAACUUAUUCUUAACAUGAAAUCAUUUUAGGAAAGCAAAAUAAGAAAAUGUUUGUUCAUCUUUUUUUCUUUAUUCCUCGAUUAAAUAAGUCUUAAUAUUAAUUCACUUACAAAAUACAAAAAUCCCUCAAGAUAUUGUGGUGAGCAAAGUGAAUGAGUGCCCUAAUAACGAAUAAUUUCCGUUUGAGGGAAUUUCAUUCAUGUGCCUUGUUUCAUGAGAAUGUAAUAAAUGCAACUCUACAUGAUUCCUUCUGAGAACAAGUGUGGUCUGUGCUUUUAAUAGCAUUGAUUCACUGGAUCUGACUUUGUAUCUCUCUUAAUGGUGCUUUAAACAUAUCUGUUGAAUUUGAAUUUGACCUCAGGAAAUUCCCUAACCCUUCUUAGUUUUGCUUUCCUUAUUUGUAAAUUAAAGAUAUGGGACUAAAUACUUUCUAAAGUUCUCUCUAACUCUUAAAACUCUAUGACUACAAUGAUGAUUAGUAGUAUUUUAAAAUCAAUUAUAUUUCUUAAAUAUUGUGUUUUUAAUGGUUAUUAAUUUUUAAUAUAUUGGGGCUAUAGAUUUUUCUAUAUAAAAGGAUUUCAUAGUUUCUUCAUAAAAGAUGAUGCAAUUAUGUUUAAGAAUUUUGUUUACUUGUUAUUUUGAGGGGGUGCUAUUCAAACUGCAAUAGUCUAGUAAAGAUAAAGCCAUUUUAGUAAUCAUUUCUAAAAGUAGCCAAGUUCAGUCUGAGUUAACCAGAGCCCAGAUCUUCCCUUUCUCCUUCAACUCCUUAUCAGUUUAAGGUACUUUGAGCAAUUUUAAUCAUUCACAAAAUGACUAGAAAGAGCAUUAGCUUCUGGGUCUCUCAGUUAGAACUCCUGGGAAGGGGGGCUUUGGAUGACUCUCUUUUUCUCCCUCUUUCCCUCUCUUUCUCUCUCUGUCUCAGUCUCUCUGUCUCUCAGCAAAUGUUCAGCAAUAAUGAGUGGUAGGAAGAAUGCAUAAAUAGAACUACUGGGAAAGAGUCAUACUCCAAUUGGUACAGUUAUCAAUAAGUUCAGGGAAGAUUCCCAUAUAAGAAAAUUGAACAUGUUGGGAGUAUAUGUGUCCCUGGAGGUACUAUGGUUUUCUAAUUUAAAAUAUAAAAUAUUCUUAUAUUAUUUUCUUUGAAUAAAAACUUAUUUUGACAUGUUAUGGCCACAGUGCUUGUAAGUGGCAAUUGACACCAGGCUAUCCAGAAAAGAGAAUUUCCACCAGGUUAUGUUGGUGUGAGCUAAGUAAAAUAUACAACAAUGCGUUGCAUAAUAUGCACAGAUUCAGAGACAGUUGUACCUUAAUUGUUUUUGGAUAUAACCUUUGUUUAUAAAGGAAGUAUCAUUGUCUCUAACAAGCAAAAUGGCAUUCUUGGAGACCCUUUUUCCAUCACCACAGAGAUUUUUUGCAGACUUUCAAACUUUACUAUUCCACCGAGGUCAUGGAUCUCUCUGUCUCUCUCUAUCUCUCUGUGUCUCUGUCUCUGUCUCUCUCUGUGAUUUGUAUCUAUUUUGCAUUUAUUUGUAUGUGUACCUGUUGCAAACCUCAAGUAGAAUUUGAGCUCCUUGGGUGAAAUGACUGUUUUGUUUUUUGUAUAGUAUUCCCAGCACUAUAUAUGAUGCCCUAAAUACAAUUGUUGCUUAAAUAAUGUUGAUCAGAUUGCUUGGGAUUAAAUUUCUAAUAAAACAAGUUAAAAUAUAUAUUUAAUGAGAGAUAAGUUAUCUCUUUUCUUUCCCUGAAGAGGAAGAAGUACUCUUUUUGACUAGAUGGGGGAAAAACCCCAACUUUCACACAUAUGAGCAAUAGUGAUUUGAGCCCAUUUUACUUUCUGCAAAAGAAAGAGGAAAUCAGAAACAUGUAAAGGCAAGUCCAAGUAUUUUUAUCAGAGAAAGAAGUCUUUGGCAGAAGAGAAAAGGGGACUUUUGAAAUGGACAUCAAGCUUCCUCGAAUUCAUCUGGGAUAAUAAGUGAUAUGACCAUAUUCUAGAAAGGACUCAACUUUAAAAAAAGGGAAUCUAAGUGAGCUAUAAAAGAACAUUUAAUCAAGAUCUAUGAAUAAGAUUAGAGAUUAGAAAGCAUUUAGUAAUAUUUGACCACUUUUAAAAAGGUAUUACAAUUUUCAUGUUUAUUUCUGUAUACCACUUUACUAAUAAAAAUAUUUUCAAGACAAAA
Messenger RNA from Monodelphis domestica (gray short-tailed opossum), 6821 nucleotides. RefSeq names its product protocadherin beta 1 (gene PCDHB1). Gene Ontology annotation, biological process: homophilic cell-cell adhesion. Gene Ontology annotation, molecular function: calcium ion binding. The record is from RefSeq and is a predicted model, not a curated record. Lineage: Eukaryota; Metazoa; Chordata; Mammalia; Didelphimorphia; Didelphidae. Gene Ontology annotation, cellular component: plasma membrane.